This is a messenger RNA of Ruditapes philippinarum (Manila clam), 858 nucleotides long. Its product is annotated as mitotic spindle assembly checkpoint protein MAD2B-like. Gene Ontology annotation, cellular component: zeta DNA polymerase complex. The transcript is spliced from 7 exons. The record is from RefSeq and is a predicted model, not a curated record. The coding region runs from base 62 to 694 and encodes 210 amino acids. NCBI's taxonomy places the organism in Eukaryota, Metazoa, Mollusca, Bivalvia, Venerida, Veneridae.
UUUUUUUCAAACUGGAGAAAUUCACAAAUUAUUUCCCUUUUGUUUAGAAACACCAUUUGUAAUGGCGAAUAAAGACGAAAACAAAACUGAAGUUGGCCCAGACAUCUUUGCUGAAUUUCUUGAAGUUGGAAUCCACCUCAUAUUGUAUAGCAGAAAACUUUAUCCAUGUGGUUUGUUUGAGCGUAGAAAGAAGUACAAUGUUCCAGUGCAGAUGUGCUUACACCCAGAUGUUACAGACUACAUAUCAAAGGUCAUUCAAAGUGUCAAGGUCAUGGUUGCAAGUGGUGAUGUUUCCAUGGUAACUGUUGUAGUCAUUGACCAAUCACAGAAUCCAGUGGAAAGAUUUGUUUUUGAACUUGGAGCCUCAGGGUCAGAAGACAGGGACGAUCCUUACUUGUUUCGUCUAGAAGAUGCAUUACGAGGAUUUCUACUUAAACUAAAUAUAGCAGAUACUCAACUUAGACCUUUACCUCAGGAAUGUUCGUGGGUUGUGCAUGUCCAUACAAAAGAAUCUACUGCUGACAAAUUUAUACAGCAGAAAACUAUAGAGGAUUUAUCAUGGGUACCUGCAGAUAUAAAACAAACACAGUUAAAAGAUCCAGUAUUGCUGCCAUUAAAAACAACAAAUAACAAGAUGCUCAAGAUGCAGCUAUAUAUUGAGGAAAGUUCAGACAAGCAGACAGUCUCACAUUGAUUAUAUUACAGCGAUUUUAGCAUAAUUUGCCUCCUGGUGUUAAUAAAGACAGAACAAGUUAGAACAGACAAAGCUAAAGACAGUAUAUUGGAUCUUUACCGGUAAUUUACAGACACUGGAACAAAUGGGAAAUAGAUCAAAUGAGCCGCGUCACGACAAAACCA